AUGAAGUAUAAAAUUUGUGUUUUUACAGCUUUAUAUUGGCUCACCUUUGUUCAGGGUGUUGUACCUACCAGUGAGCCAAAUCAGACUGAGGGGACCGACUUCGUUCAUGCCGUCUCUCAGACCGAGAUCCAGUCCACUCCUGCCAUAGUUCCUCCCUUGAGGACACCAUUGCCGGCGCUUUCUGGCAUGACUGGAGCAAGUCGAAAUACUGAAGUUCAUCAUGGUUCUUCUGGAGAAGGUGAUAAUACUACAACAAAUCACACUAAUGAGAGUGGCAUUCCACAAAACCUUGAAGCUUCCAACCAAAUUCAGAAUUUAAAUGCAGCUGGAGGCUCUGGCAAAGCUUCUGUCCCUAAGAGAAAACGUGGUCAAAAAAUGGGUAAGGGACUUAUGAAAGCAUUUGAUGCCUCUGGAAAGAAAUUGAAGAUAGAUGUGGAUCCACUUACAGGACGACCCAAAAGUCGAGAGCAAUCUGCAAAGCUCUCAAGUCAAAUUGGUGUAGUAGUUCGAGAUGUCCUUCGAGUGCCAAGAAAAUGGAAAGAAAUGGCUGAAGAAAAAUUUUUGGAACCAGACAUUGAUCAUAUAAAGAUUCAUAUGGAUGUCAACUUGGAUGCACCGGGUGUGAGGCACUGCUUCGUUGAUAGGAUGAAAUCUAGUUCUCGACAAAUUCGUUACAGGUUACAUAAGCAUUACAAGAAGUAUGCAACCCUACAAGAGGCUAAGAAUAAUAAGCCACCAUUUUGUGCUAGUAAAGAAAAUUGGGACGAACUCUGCGAUUAUUUUGCAUCAGCUAAGUUCAAGCACCAAAGUGUAAUUAACUCUAUGAAUCGACAAAUGUUAAGGACCCCACAUAUAUCUGGCAGAACUCCUUUUUCUACACUUCAACAUGAAAUUGCUCAGAAGAAUGCUAAUGGAGAUACUAAUGGAGAUGUUAAUGGAGAUGCUGGGGACAUAAUUGAGUUCUAUAAACUCACACAUUGCACUGACAAACAUGGUUGGUCAAAUAAUGAGGCAAAAGAAUAUUGGGUAAUUCACACUUUCAUAUUGGUAUUGGUAUUGUUAUUUUUUAGAUAG
Striga hermonthica is the source of this 1074-nucleotide messenger RNA. NCBI's taxonomy places the organism in Eukaryota, Viridiplantae, Streptophyta, Magnoliopsida, Lamiales, Orobanchaceae. The record is from the annotation of a GenBank genome assembly.